Messenger RNA from Drosophila subpulchrella, 3435 nucleotides. It is a transcript of the gene Rubicon, whose product is annotated as run domain Beclin-1-interacting and cysteine-rich domain-containing protein. The transcript has 4 exons. Gene Ontology annotation, cellular component: intracellular membrane-bounded organelle. NCBI's taxonomy places the organism in Eukaryota, Metazoa, Arthropoda, Insecta, Diptera, Drosophilidae. Bases 108 to 2594 code for a protein of 828 amino acids. Gene Ontology annotation, molecular function: phosphatidylinositol phosphate binding. The record is from RefSeq and is a predicted model, not a curated record.
ACAAAAAUAAUAUUACAAAAAAAUCAAAACAAUCUUUUAAUUUAAUCGGACCGCGAAUAUGCAACCGCACCGCCCGCCGCCCCUGUGAUCGUGUGUAGUGCGCAGCCAUGGCCACGCCCCCGCCCUCGCCCACUUUGGCAACAGGCGCGGCAGAGAGCGCGGUGGACGCAGCAGCAGAAGACGCAACAGCGGAGCAUCCGCAGCAGAAACAGCGACUGCAGCAACAACAACAGCUGGCCAGGAAUUCGCUUCUCGCGGAUUUGCGAAGAUCCACGAAUUUCUGGUUCCGGGCUGCCAAAUCCAAGGAUAGUCUCCAAUUGCUGGCCCAAAGCUGCACCCGUAUUCUGCAACAUGGACUGUUGCAGCCCGUGGAACUUCAGCGACUGGCGGACGACUUUGAGUUUCUGCUGGCGAGUGCGGGAAAGCAGCAGCAGUCGCAGGCCAGGCCGCCCCCUUAUCGCUCGGAUUGCGCCAGAGGCAGUGCAUCGUCGGCGGUGGCCGGAGUGGAGGAGUUCCUUGGCGAGUGGACUAUCCGCUGCCUGCGCGCCCGCUGCCUCUCGCAGUGCCUCCAGACGCUGGUCUCCGAUCCGGAGCUGAUGGAGCUCUACUAUCCCAGCGAGGAGGCCUUUCUGCGGCGUUCCAGUGACGCCACCGCUCUGUUCGUUUGCCUCACGGCUGUGCAGCUCAACCAGAGCGGCCUGCUGGGCCAGCUUGAAGUCAGGCAUCAGCUGCGCCAUCGACGCACCUGCUCCCAGCCGAACUUCAGCAUCUCGCCCAAACUGCAAGUGGUGCCGGAGGAGAGACUACAGAAGCGCAGUUUCCUCAGGCGACUCAAGAGCCUGCCUAAUCUCACUCAGGAGGACGAGGAGUUGGACGACAGGACAUCCUUUAGACGGCGCUGCCAAACGUUCAGCAGCUCGAGGAGCGCCAAGCCGAGGGAGGACCACCUGGACGCACCUUCCACCAGUUCCUGCUCCUCCAGCGACAGUCCCAAACGCAUCCAGCUAAUCAACUGUGAUGACAUAAAAAUCUGGACCGACCAAACGCCCCAGGAAGUGGCGCCCGAAGUGCACGAGAAGAAGAUGCAGGAGGCACCCAAGGUGUCCUCGUCAGUGGGCAGUUAUUUGGGCAGUUUCUUUGGCUCAACGCCCCUGUACACCAGCUGGUUUCAGCGGGGCGUGGGCGAGGAUCUGAAUGCCUCCGGCGAUGGCGGCAUGCUGGACACCUUUCUGCCCGUCAACGGUCGCAAGCUGAAGAAGCAUCAAACCCUCUUCGAGGGUGUCAGCAUGCUGGACGAGGCUGCUGCCACCACAACCGGAGGGACCUCGGCUCCCUGGGAUAUUCAAGGUUCGGCCGGUGGGGGCAGUACCACCUCCACCACAGCUUCCAGUUCGGUGAGCAUCACGCCGGGCAGCGAUAAGAUAGAUCAGCAGUCGCUGGCCUCGUUCCUGCAGAUGUCCCGGCAAACGCACAACAACACGCAGCUGGAGAAGGAGAAUGCCCACUUUCGGAUCUCGGAGGCCUGCAUCACGGCCAUAGAGCACGUCAAGUGGAGCAGGCGGUUUGCCAGGCCAGCGGGACCGGCAAACACGAAUCCCUCGGAGCCAAACCUGAUGCCUUACGUGGAGCAGAUACCCGGCGAAGUGCAGAGCAACAGUGCCGAGGCGGUGGGCCUCCAGCUGAUAUCCCGCUUUAGUGAACAGCAGCUGCCGCGAUUGGGACACCUCAAGUGGCUGGUCUCCGAGCAAGAGGCACCCCAGCAACUGCUGCCGCUGCCCAUUCCCAAGCACGAGGAUCACGAGCAGGCCAGCCUGACCAGAGGCACCGCCAGCUGGGCACCGCCACGUCAGCAGAUCAUAUUCACCGAACAUCCCUCGGAGAAUCGCAGCAAGGUGCUGCAAAGGCAGAACAAUCGCUGUGCCGGCUGCGGUAUGCGGGUGGCCAAGCAUCUGCAGCAGCACUUCCGCUACUGCACGUACCUGGGCAAGUACCUGUGCACUGGCUGCCAUCGCAACCAGAUAUCCGCAAUCCCCGCCAGGAUCUUGCGCUCCUGGGACUUUCGCUGCUAUUCGGUCUGCUCCUUUGCCUACCGCCUGAUCGAGCAGAUGUACGCCUUUCCGCUGUUCCAUGUCCCGGAUCUGAAUGGCCAGCUGUACAAGCACAAGGAACUGGCCAGGGCGAGGAGGAAGCGGCUGCAGCUGCGGGCGGUCAAGGGAUUCAUAGCCAACUGUCGCUUUGCCACGCGAGAGCAGGCGUUCUUCACUGCCAUUCCGGCGCACCUAACCCAGGAUCCGGACAUGUGGUCCAUGUGCGAUUUCGUGGACGUGCAGAACACCAGCAUGAAUCGCUCCAUCAAGGAGGUGAUCGCUCUGAGCGAACAGCACGUCCACAACUGCGUGCUAUGUACGGGUCGUGCCUUCCUUUGUGAGCACUGCAAGGGCGGUGAGCUCAUCUACCCGUGGCAGCGAAAGGUCCAGCGCUGCGAUCGCUGCGGAGCGUGUUUCCACAACGCCUGCUGGAAGAUGGCCAGUCGGUGUCGCAGCCACGACGACCCGUGUCCCAGGUGCUCUCGUCUCCAGAAUCGAGCCAGCUAGCAUCCGAUCAAAGUGGAGUUGAAGAAGCAACUCAGAAUUCGAAGGGCUGGAUAGGAAAUGAUGGCGAAAUCUAGUGAGAUCAAUAUUCGUCUUGGAAACUAUUCUUGUUCAGGCGUGCUCCCCUUUUCACUGAUAGAAAUUUUGGCAGGGGUUGAGAAAGUAAUCUUCUAAAUAACUCCUUUUGGUGGGAAAAGUUAAUGAAUAACGUCUUAUUUUUGUAAUUAAUUUAAUUAUUUUUUUUACAUCACAAAAGGUAUUGAUAUUAAUCAGUUAAUAUAUUUAAGGUUAGUCAUGCAUUCGAUCUGUCUCAAAAUCGAUUUAAAAGAUCACUUUCUCUUCUUUGUAUAGCUAUGUAUAUAUUUUUGAGAUAUUGGAAAAGCAUUCCUCAGAAGCCAUAUUUAAACAUAAAUUAGAAUGGCACUUAUUUGCUUGCUUAUUAUAAAUGUUAGAUUGGCAAUCAGUAGUAUCCGAAUUUCUCUUCAAAAUGCAUACUAUUCUUUUAUACCUAUAAAAACAUGUUCACACACUAAUAAUAAGUUAACAAAACCCUAUUGAAGACGAUAUAAAUAUUAAAAAAGUGUAGAGAAGCACCGAAUAUAUAGUUUCCAAGGUCGAAUAUUAAAUUUCGCCCCCCUAGUGAGUACAUAUAUUUGCAUAACAACUAUGAUUAUUUAUACGACUACUGUACAUAACCAUGUAAAUUACCAAAACUGUUACAAGAAUCGUUUACCUCGAGCGGAAGAUGAGAACCCAUGUUGAUUUUAUACAUAUAUAACAACUACGAUACGAAUAUUUAUUGCAUACUAUACUGUGUGAUUAAAGAUUUUAUUUUCUAAACUGG